AUUCUCUCUCUCUCCCUCUCCCUCUCCCUCUUGCAUAUGCGUCUAUGGCCUCCAUCACCUCCGUCCAAUUGAAUUACCUCGUCUUCCGCUACCUUCAAGAAUCAGGUUUUACACAUUCCGCAUUUGCCUUGGGAUAUGAGGCAGGCAUUAACAAAUGCACAAUUGAUGGGAAUAUGGUUCCCCCUAGUGCUCUUAUUACAUUGGUGCAGAAAGGACUUCAGUAUCUAGAGAUGGAAGCAAACUUGAAUAGUAGUGACACAGAUGUGGAUGAAGACUUCUCCUUCUUGGAACCGUUAGAUCUUAUUACAAAGGAUGUCUAUGAACUCAGGAAAAUUAUAAGAGAGAAAAAGAAAAAUUUGCAAAAAGAUAGAGACAAAGACAGAGAAUUAGAUAAGGACCAUGAAGCUGAGCGUGGACGGGCAAGGGAGAAAGAUAGACAUGAAAAAGAGAAGGAACUUGAAAAAGAUAGGGAACGGAAAGAGAAAGAGAAGGAGAAAGAGAAAGAGAAAGAGAAAGAGAAGGAGCAACCAAAACAUCGGGAAGAUCACUCUGAAAAGGAAAUAACUGCAAAUCAGGAGGUGGAGAGGAACCUUACAAAGCAUGAAGAAAAUGGACCUUCUGGACCUGAACCAAUGGAAAUUUGUACUUCAUCAACUCCUCAGCCAUGUGAGAUUCCUAGUACAGAUGUGACAAUAUUAGAAGGACAUACUUCUGAGGUUUGUGCCUGUGCAUGGAGUCCUGCAGGUUCACUUCUUGCUUCAGGAUCUGGAGAUUCUACUGCUCGGAUAUGGACCAUACCAGAUGGGACCACUAAAUCUAGUCUGCAAAAUGGUACCCCAGACGUGCUGAUAUUGAAGCAUGUAAAGGGUAGAACAAAUGAAAAGAGCAAAGAUGUCACGACCCUUGAUUGGAAUGGGGACGGAACACUUCUUGCAACAGGUUCAUAUGAUGGGCAAGCAAGAAUUUGGACCACAAAUGGUGAACUGAAGACCACUUUGAGUAGACAUAAAGGGCCUAUAUUCUCUCUAAAAUGGAACAAGAAAGGAGACUAUCUGCUCACAGGAAGCUGUGACAAAACUGCUAUUGUGUGGGAUGUCAAGGCAGAGGAAGGGAAACAGCAAUUUGAAUUUCAUUCAGGUCCAACACUUGAUGUUGACUGGCGGAACAAUGUUUCAUUUGCAACAAGCUCCACAGACAACAUGAUAUAUGUCUGCAAGAUCGGAGAGAAUCGCCCAAUCAAAACCUUCGCAGGGCAUCAGGGUGAGGUGAAUUGUGUCAAAUGGGAUCCAACUGGUUCAUUGUUAGCCUCUUGCUCUGAUGACAUUAGUGCGAAGAUAUGGAGCAUGAAGCAGGACAAGUAUGUUCAUGACUUGAGGGAGCAUUCGAAGGAAAUAUACACUCUCAGGUGGAGCCCUACUGGAUCUGGCACAAACAAUCCUAACCAGCAGUUAGUGCUCGCAAGUGCAUCAUUUGAUUCAACAGUGAAAUUGUGGGAUGUUGAAUUGGGGAAACUUAUUUACAGCUUGAAUGGUCACAGGGAACCUGUAUAUUCUGUAGCAUUUAGCCCCAACGGAGAAUAUUUGGCCAGUGGAUCUCUUGAUAAAUCUGUUCACAUCUGGUCACUGAAGGAGGGUAAGAUCGUGAAGACAUACACCGGAAAUGGAGGAAUCUUUGAAGUCUGUUGGAACAAGGAAGGGGACAAAAUCGCUGCGUGUUUUGCAAACAAUACAGUGUGUGUCUUGGAUUUUAGAAUGUGAAAUCUUGAGGGCUUUUCGAGCGUUAGAACUCGGGCAAUCAUCAAGGAAACACUGGCUUUGCCUACUUUGGUUGUCGUGGCCGUGCUUUGCAGGUGUGUAGGUCAUGCAUGUUAACCCUAGGCAGUAGGCUUUCCCCCACUGAUCCUGACCACUUUAUCAUCUUUUCUUGGCAAAUUGUCAGUUUUCUCUUGCAGCAAGAUUGUUUAGUAGGAACCAUGUAUAUAUGUGAUUCACUAAUUGUAACCUUCACAUGGACAAACCUCAAUUGCAAAUGCUUUUAGAUUUGGAUGUUCCCAA
Molecule: messenger RNA, 2054 nt
Organism: Rhodamnia argentea
Lineage: Eukaryota; Viridiplantae; Streptophyta; Magnoliopsida; Myrtales; Myrtaceae
Product: WD40 repeat-containing protein HOS15
Exons: 14
Coding region: 45-1757 (570 amino acids)
Biological process (GO): regulation of transcription by RNA polymerase II
Cellular component (GO): histone deacetylase complex
Molecular function (GO): transcription corepressor activity; protein binding
Source: RefSeq, a predicted model, not a curated record